CUGUACGACGGCCUCGUCCCGAAUCUCCUCAAGGAGGGCCCCCCGCUGGCGCUCUACCUGGGGAUAUACGAGGCUCUCAAGUCGCUCCUGCUGCGAAACACGGAACUAGCCCCCGUCUUUUGUUACCUCGCCGCGGGCGCAGUCGGCGAGUGCGUCGGCUCCGUCGUUCGCGUCCCCGCCGAGGCGAUCAAGUCCACGCGUCAAGCGGACGGCUCGGUCACCGUCGCCGGCGCCGUCGCCAAAAACUUUGGGGAUUGCAAAGGGCGAAGUAACCUCAUUCGCGCGUGGUCCGUCGCCGUGGUACGCGACGUCCCCUUCGGUGA
Molecule: messenger RNA, 323 nt
Organism: Micromonas commoda
Lineage: Eukaryota; Viridiplantae; Chlorophyta; Mamiellophyceae; Mamiellales; Mamiellaceae
Product: mitochondrial carrier family
Exons: 1
Source: RefSeq, a predicted model, not a curated record